UUUACAAGUUGUAAUUAGAUUGAAGAGUGAGUUCUUUGGAUAUUUGCUUGGAUUUGAAAUAAUACAGGUUGUGAACGUCCAUUUACGAAUGUUGAUUUUGUUGGGAAUUUGCUUUACUUGAAUCUUUUCUAAUAAUAUUUAAAUUAAGAUGUCCUAUUAGUUUGAAAAUGGGUAAGUAUAGCAAAUUGAGAAAUAGAAAUUAUACCAGCACAGUUGUUCGCUCUAAUUAUUUGUUUGUAGAUGAAGCAAAAAAUGAAACCGUCGACCUUUCGAGGCGUGGGUUGAAGAAAAUAGAGAAAGCGCCCGCAGAGGAAUCCAAGACGAUUAUUAAUUUAAUCCUCGACCAAAAUGAGUUGCAAAGACUAGAUAAUAUUGACACAUAUAAUCGUGUCGAAAACCUAUCAAUUUGCAACAAUUUCUUAUUACGCAUGCAUGGCGUAUCUCGGUUGACGAACAUUCGAAUCCUAGCUUUGAAUAACAACGGCAUACUGCAAAUAGAGGGCCUCAAAGAUCUGAUUUAUUUAAAAGUGCUGAAGCUUGCAGGAAACAAUAUAAAAUCAAUAGAACAUUUGAAUCACAAUAUGCACUUGGAACACUUGGAUUUGUCCAACAAUCAAAUUUCUUUUAUAGCUGAUAUAUCUUACUUGAAGAGUUUGAAGCACUUAAAUCUAGAAAGAAACAGGAUAUCAGAUCUGCGGCAAUGUGAUCGCUACCUUCCAUCGCACUUGGAGCACCUGGGGCUCGCUCACAAUAGCAUCCAGGAUUUGAAUGAGAUCAGCCACUUGGUACAUUUGAACAAACUGGAGAGCUUCUCAAUACAAGGCAAUCCAUGUGUCGCCAUGGCUGGUAAAGACAAAUUAGGAUUUGAUUACAGACCAUUUGUUCUCAACUGGAUAAUGAGUGUGAAGUCUAUUGAUGGCUUUGUCGUCAGCGCUAUAGAAAGUCUAAAAGCGGAGUGGUUGUACAGUCAAGGCAAGGGGCGACACUACCACGCGGGCCAACACCAAGAGUUGUGUGAAUAUCUGGCGUCUACCUGCCCUCUCACCGCCGACGCCUUGGAAACAGAAGACCAGAGGAAACUACGCCUUAUAUUAAGCAAAGCGCAGCAUCAUCAGCAGCAGUUGAAAGACACACAAACACACAGUCCGUUGAAGCCAAAGUUGCAGUCUCCGAGAAUGCAAUCUCGGAUAUCCACGCCGCGGCACAUGGGUCGAUCGCCCGACCGGCUGACUUCAAGUUACCAUGCAGCUUUGACCAAGUCCUCGUCUCCUUCACAUCAGAUGUCUUCCUCACUCUGUGGAGACCUGUCCGGCAUUCCCACCGCCAUGAGCCAGAGCUUCGACUCCCCCUCUAUGAUGUACUCAGCGGAUAAAAGAGACAGCACUAGGGAAAAGGAAAAAGAAAAAGUUCAAGAAAUACCGCAACCAAAGCCAGUGAAUCAUUCGUUAGAAGCUGCAUCGAAAAUGGUGCCUGUACCUGAAUCUCUUAUGAGUCCCGACUACCAGGACCCGAUUUACGAUAUCCAAAGAUCCAUACCAAAGACAAACAACUCCGUGCAUAGUGUUUCCAACACUUCGUCCCAGUCGAGCAACAGUAGUAUCCACGAAGACAAACCAAGGCACGCGAAAAACAUGAAAGGGUCCCCGAAAUUACCAAAGAGUGCUACUUCAUCACCAAAGCUUAAAACUAGAAUGGAGCAAAGAAAAGGCAGUUUAUCAAAAGUAGAAGUGAAGAAUGAGGAAAAGAAGCUUAAUGGGAUCACAAAUGACUCAGAGCAACUCGGCGCGGAUAUGAUGAAGUUACCCUCGAACCAACGACGGCAGAAGAAGAUGAGUGUGGAGUCAAUGGCCGCCGUCACCAUACAGAAAAUGUGGAGGGGCUACAGAAGUAGAAACUUGAAUAAGGACACGCUUAGGAUACUGCACGCCAUACAAGCGGCGCGGGCUCGACAACAUAUACAGAGGUUGACAUGCGACAUGGAGGCUACGAAAGCCGCGUUGGAGUCUGAGCGAAAAAUUCAACAGCUUCAGAUGCAAGCUAUUAACGCGUUGUGGAAGAAAGUCUCUACUCUACAGGCAACUGACAACCAGAAGCAGCGAUUAUCGGAGUCCGAUGAUAACACAGAUGCAUUGCGUCAGUUAUCAGAGACAUGUUUCAGCCUCCAAGCACAGGUGGCAGAACUUCAGGGCUGUAUGCAGGAGGUGUUGAAGGCAGUUUCGAGCAAAAACCAUGCAGAGCCGGUUGGCACCCAAACAGAUAUCACGGCAGUAAUCACACCGCAGGAAGAACGCUGCACGUGGUUACGUCGACCGCAGUCUCUGUCACUGAGCGGCGCCCGCGACCCGCCCGCCGCAGUACCUGUAACGCACAGGGAUCACUCAGAAAAAUCGAACGAAACGGCCGCUCUGGGUAUAGAGCGAACCGAGUCCGUUAUAGAGGAACAGGCAGCAGGAACAAACGAAGUGGACGUUGAUACGAGGGCGUGUGACGUCAUCGCCGACUGAUACCACCAACAAGUAUGUAUUGAGAAUAACUUCUACAUUGAAGUUGAUAGUUUUCAAAUACUAAUAACACAUGUUCAGGAGAUGGUACACUUUAAAAUAGUAAAUCUUUCUAUACCGUCAAUUUUUAUUGACUCGUGUAAUUUAUCCCCGAGUACGUUAUUAGUUAACAGUUAUUAUUUAUUAGUAAUUAAUAUUAGAAUAGCGAUGCGAUUACUUCUAUAUACGCGAUUAGUGUGUCCUUUGAUACACUUUAAAAGAUCUUGACGUGGUCUUAGCAUGUAGGUAUAGUUAAAAGAUUCAAGACACUUAUCUUUCCUUGUUUAUUACUUUUCAAAUAUUGUGCAGCUCAGAAACAAAUCUGUUACAGCAAUUCCGUCAAAGAGGCAGCAAUUUUUCAUGACAUGUAACUUAAGCAAAUGUGUAUCAUCUCCUCAAUAUAAUAAUAGCAUUAUAUUGUUAACAAUCUGCAUCAUUUUUAUUUUAAACUUAACCUAUAAGUGUAAACAGGAGAAACAUUUCGUUGGUCUCGAAAUAAUACAAAUUGAAACUAUUCACAUUAGAUGUAAGGCAUAUUCGUUGUACACUAAAGCAAAGCUUGGUCUGUAUAGUGGGCUUGUUAAGUAAUUAGGAUGGUAUUGUGUAAUUUCAUGGUUUAUAAGAAGCUAAAGAAUUUUUCAAGAACUUAUUUAUUAUUUUAACUUUAUUUUAUUUUCGCCUGUAUACAGUUGUGAAGGAUGAUUAUAUUUGCUAUCAAUAAAAAAUGGGCACAAUUCAUUGAUGUCAAGUUGUUAGUGGUGUUAACCAAAGAGUUUGAUGGUAUUAUAAAAGACAAAAACUAAAACAAUUUCCUAUAAAGACAUUAAAAUAAUUUAUGCUUUAAAAUUAUCAAGGGAAUUAGACUGCUUGGAAAUGAAUAAUGACAAUUUGUUUACUUAGAUAUAAGAUGAGGCUUAAGUGUUAAGUGUACCUAUGUAAUUUAAUCCUGAAAGAGCUGUGUUUUAAAAAAAUAUGUAUUCAACAAUUCUUGUCAUAACAGACAAUUUUUUGCAGAAACGGCAACUUUAAACUAGAACAUAAAAUCCCUUUGGUCACUAAGUAAUAUAUUCCGCCCUCUAGCCUCUUUAUAAGUAUUAUUAUAUGUGUAUGUUGCAGCCAACUAGCUUAAUUAUCUAUUUGAAAAAACAGCCUGAAUGAUUUAACCGUUUGAUUAAAUGACUUAAUUUUGUCGGUCAGGUCGUAAAAGGGUGAAAGGAUUAUAAUUGAAACCAGAAUGGUACGAUUCAUUAGGUUCGGUUAUAACUGCGACUAGCACAUAAUAGGGUAGAUGACGAAUUAUAUGUUCGUCUGGUAGAUUAUUUUAAAACAUUACACACGUAU
Messenger RNA from Spodoptera litura, 3881 nucleotides. NCBI's taxonomy places the organism in Eukaryota, Metazoa, Arthropoda, Insecta, Lepidoptera, Noctuidae. The record is from RefSeq and is a predicted model, not a curated record.